This is a messenger RNA of Emys orbicularis (European pond turtle), 1430 nucleotides long. RefSeq names its product KIAA0513 ortholog. Lineage: Eukaryota; Metazoa; Chordata; Testudines; Emydidae. The transcript has 12 exons. The coding region runs from base 139 to 1407 and encodes 422 amino acids. The record is from RefSeq and is a predicted model, not a curated record.
GGCUUAUCCUAGGAGCGUCUUUGACACACCGAGCUGCAGAUGGCCUUGAAAUCUCACUGACAGGCGAAAGGGAAAUCGAGUCACACCAAAGCGGCCUCCUGCCCUGGUACCUGCCCCUGCACGCCCGCUCUAUGAGCCAUGGAGGCCACCGACGUGCCGGUGGGGAACCUCAUUGACUUUGAUUCCGAGCCCCCUGCCUCUGUCCCCGCUGAGUCCCCUCCCUCGCCCCCUCAACCCUCCAGCGGCAAUGGGUUACUGGCGGACCUGGGGGAUCCAGAGGCUGUAGGAGAGGAGAGCGACACCACGGAGUCGGCCGAUAGUGAGAACGACAUGGGGGAUUCGCCCAGCCAUCACAGCUGGAACAACUACCGUCGCUCCUCGUCCAAUGAGUCCUUCUCGUCCAACCAGAGCACGGAGUCAGCCAAGGACGAGGUGAUGGUGGAGCGCCGGGAGUUCAUGAGGCAGUACGUGGAGAAGAUCUUCAGUGGGGGGGAGGACCUGGACCAGGAAGAGAAGGCCAAGUUUGGGGAGCUGUGCAGCGGAGAGAACGGAAAAGGCAGGGAGUGGUUUGCAAGAUACGUCAGUGCUCAGCGUUGUAACUCCAAGUGCGUCUCGGAGCAGACUUUCUAUCGGCUGGUGCAGUCCUUCGCGGUGGUGCUGUUCGAGUGUCACCAGCUGGAUGACUUUGGUCCUGCCAAAAAUCUAAUGACCAUGUGUUUCACUUACUAUCACAUCGGUAAAGCCCAGGCGUUGCCCUCAGAGGCUAAGGAGAAGCCCAUGGGGAGCAUCGACUCGUACCUGAAGUCGGCAAACAGCUGGCUGGCUGAGAAGAAAGACAUUGCCGAGCGACUCUUGAAGAACACGUCAGCGAAGACUGAGAAUGUGAAAGGCUUCUUCGGGGGGCUGGAAACCAAGCUCAAGGGACCCACGGGCAAGAAAAGCGAGGAAGGGGAAGACAAACCAAAGGAGAAGCUGCAGAAGACAGUUUCCUUGUACAGCCCCGAGGAGGAGGAAGAGGAGAAGAAGGGAGAGAAGAUCUAUUUAUAUAUGCACCUGAAGCAGCAGCCUAUCUGGCACACCCUGAGAUUUUGGAACGCAGCCUUUUUCGAUGCUGUCCAUUGCGAGAGGAGGAAGAGAUCUCCCACCACCAGAGGGAACACUGGAGAGGAAGAGGAAAAGAGGGAGAAGUGGUGUCACAUGACCCAGGAGGAGCGUGACGACAGCCUACGGUUUAACGAGAACAUCACUUUUGGGCAGCUUGGCACCUUCACUCACAACAUGUUGGCGUUCGGCCUGAGCAAGAAGCUCUGCAACGACUUCCUGAAGAAGCAGGCCGUGAUCGGCAACCUGGAUGAAGAGCAAAACAAGCUGCUUACUGAUCACAUUGAGCAAAUGGCUGCUGAAUAGCCAUCUGGCCCGUGUCCGGCGUU